AUGGCGAUCGUUGGUUUGCUUGACGACCCGAAUGCAGCGGAUGCCUUAAAUCCAGACGCGGCCGACAUGCUUGAUGCAGAUAGGAAGCAGGGUACACACAUGUACAGAGAUACGGGCGCGUUGGAGCUGCUGCGGGCCGUGGAGGCGAGGGACGCGCAGGACGCGCAGGUCCUCGAGGGUCGCAGGGGCAUCUGGGGCGCGACCUCGGGCGCCGCCGAGUGCGGCGGCGGGGCGGGCGAGUUCGGCGGCUUCGGGCACGGCGGUGGCCCCUCUUCGCUGGUGGCGGGCCUGCAAGCGCCGCGCUGCGAGAGCCCGCCAUUCGGUCUGUCCAUCUGGAGCGCCUCGUUCGGGCUGGCGAGGCACCUCCUCGAGAACCGCGAGGAGCUGGCGCGGGCGGACCUCGGGGCCGGGCGGGCGGUCCUGGAGCUCGGCUGCGGGCAGCCGCUGCUCGCCAUGGUGCUGCUGGAGGCGUUCCCGCGCCUGGGGCGCGUCGUGGCCACGGACGGGCACGAGGGCGUGCUCCGCCUGGCCAGGCAGAACCUGGCCGAGAACGUCCCGAGCCCGCGCCCGGAGGCGGUGCUGGCGCAGCUCCGCUGGGGCGACGCCGGGGACAUGGCGCGCGCCGAGGAGAUCAACGAGGGCAGGAAGUACGACGUCAUUCUCGGCGCGGACGUCACGUACGACCACGACGAGAUGGGCCACGCGCUGGUGCAGACCAUUGUCGGGCUGGCGCACCGCGGCACGGUGGUCUGGCUCGCCCACGAGCUCCGCGCCGACGACCGCAUGCCCAGGCGCCGAUCUCUCUGCGCCGGCAGGCCCGCGCGGCGCGUGCUGCGGCCAGAGGAUCGAACGAUCUGCGCGGUGCCGGAAGCCAUCUCGCACGUCGGCGCGGCAGGGGCCGAGUUCGAGAAGCAGCGCCGCGAUGCAGAGAGUCGCAGAUCGGGCAGUGCCAGGGGAAGGGGCCCGCUGGAAACAAAGGUGGACCACCCGCUCUACAUGAGGCUCGAGGCGCCCAGGAUUGAGGUGUCCCUGCCCUUUGGGCACUCCGACGUGGUCCGGCUGCUCGACUUCUUCGAGGUGGAGAAGAUCCCCAGGCUCUGCGUGGUGGACCAUCGUGGCAUCACGGUGUGCGACGACGCACGCGGCGGCAUGGGUUUCGGCUUCGGUCUGUCCCCGAUCGCGGCGUACGAGUGGCUGGCGAGUCGCAUCGGCUUCUCCGCGGAGGAACUGCUCUCUGGCGCUGCUCCAACGGCGGCGGCCAAGGCGCUUGCGCCGCCGCCCGGCGACCGCACCGCCAGCGCUGGGGCCGACGACGCCGGGGAGCCCGCCAAGAACGCCAAGCCUGCCAAGCCAAGCGCCUGA
This is a messenger RNA of Prorocentrum cordatum, 1362 nucleotides long. Lineage: Eukaryota; Dinophyceae; Prorocentrales; Prorocentraceae. The record is from the annotation of a GenBank genome assembly.